AGGUUUUUUGCUCGCAAUUUACUCUAAAUUGCAAACGUCUGACGAUGAUGAAUUGGGGUUUAGGGUCAAUUCGCAAUUUGCCAUAAAAUCCCUGAAAAUUUCCGAUUUGAGGAUGUUUGACUUUCCAACGGUGUUCAACUACUUGCCCUGUUACAACACACUGCGUUUCUUGGCCGUGGAAUUCCAACAAGAAUUCGAUAAUCGGCAGUUCAUCAUUAUCUUCUCUUGACGGCUUUCGUCUUCUUCUUUACGAAGGCAUAUGCUUUUCUGGAGGAACAAAUAACUGAUUUGUAGGAAACGGGCUUUUGUAAGAACCAUGGAUCUUGCGAACUCUGUCGGUCCCGGUUCCACACAAUACGACGUCGUUCCGGAGGAGGAUAGUUAUUCGGACAACGUUAAUGUUGGUCUGGAGACGAACUGUUGGGGAUGUGGGCUUCGUGUUCUUGUUGCUUCAUAUGCACGUGUCUUUAAAUGUGGUUGGUGUGGAGCUUUAACGAGGAAAAACGAUAUAAAGAUCGGCAACAACGAUCUCCGGUGGAGACGCUUGCGCGAUCGAUGUUUUGUCUUCAUUGUGAUUCUAUUCAUGUUGUUCUUUAUAUGUGGCGGCGUCUGGGCUGUGUAUCCUGUCAUGUUCUCGAUAAGUUACUUAUGCGGCAUUUUCCACUCUGUCCUAACAGCAAUGCUGUCUGUAUCCACGUUGUCUUCAUUUUCCCUCGCGGCAUUCCGGCCAGCUGGCGCUUCCCCGGCGAUAAGUUGGGGCAGCUAUCCGACGGUGGAGAAAGACGGACUGCAGAACUACACGUUCUGUCAGUACUGUCUGAAGCCGAAAUCGCCGAGAACGCACCACUGCCGUUCAUGCGGGACUUGCGUAUUGGACAUGGAUCAUCACUGCCCAUUCAUCGGGAACUGCGUUGGCGCGGCGAAUCACCGCUGGUUUGUCCUAUUUCUGACAUCUACGGUGUGCAGUACGGUGUAUGUCGCCGUAAUGACGUCGUAUUCGGCGAGCUACGUCUGGCCGCCGUUGGACAUUCGAGCACGAUGGUUCGUCGAAUCAGGCUGGGUGGGUCUGGGAAUUGUGAGGGAGAUCGUUCUUUCGAUCUUGAGAUCGGCAGUGUUCCUUCCGAUUCGGGGGCUCGUCCUCGUCUACUUGUUCGUCGCGAGCGUAUCGGUCGGGAUCGGUCUGAGCGUUCUCCUGUGGCAGCAACUCAGCUACAUAUAUGCUGGGAAGACAUAUUUGGAUCAUCUGAGUUCUGUGGACAGUGAAGAAAUGGCUGAAAGGGACUGUCGAAACCUCGUCAGGUUCUUUGGGUGUUCUUGCCAUGGUCCAACGUUGUACUUGCCAAGUUAUUGGAAAUCAAGGAAAAGGCAUAAGACAUGAUCAGGCCUUCGAUUGGUACGAUGAUGGCUUGGAUUGGUUUGGUUUGAUUAUGUUUUAUACUGUGGAUUGUUGAAGUUUUGAUUUUGAAAUUUGGGCAUGUGACUGGCACGUGAUGUGGGGUUUGGUUGAUUUGGGCUGUGGCCCAAGAUGGGAUUUUUCUGAAUGUGGGGGGUUUUGGGCCGAAGCCCAUGAAAUGUUGUCUUUGUUGUGUAAAAGCCCAUGAGAAAAGAGAUGGUAAUAUUCUUUUGCUUAGAUUUAGUUCUUGAAAAGAGAUGCUGUCAUAUAUUUUUAAUGAUUA
Andrographis paniculata is the source of this 1676-nucleotide messenger RNA. RefSeq names its product protein S-acyltransferase 11. The transcript is spliced from 5 exons. Lineage: Eukaryota; Viridiplantae; Streptophyta; Magnoliopsida; Lamiales; Acanthaceae. Gene Ontology annotation, molecular function: palmitoyltransferase activity. Bases 317 to 1378 code for a protein of 353 amino acids. The record is from RefSeq and is a predicted model, not a curated record.